Molecule: messenger RNA, 3571 nt
Organism: Capsicum annuum
Lineage: Eukaryota; Viridiplantae; Streptophyta; Magnoliopsida; Solanales; Solanaceae
Product: leucine-rich repeat receptor-like protein kinase TDR
Exons: 2
Coding region: 214-3279 (1021 amino acids)
Biological process (GO): protein phosphorylation
Molecular function (GO): protein kinase activity; receptor serine/threonine kinase binding; ATP binding
Source: RefSeq, a predicted model, not a curated record
GGAUUUUAUUUUGAAAUUUGUUUUGCUUUCUUUUCUCUCUCUUUACACCAAAGAUCAAACAAAACCCACUGAAGGGGAAGCUAGUCAUGAUGAAACCCCCCUCAGUUUCCAGCACUCCUAAAAAGCAUUUCUUAACCAUCAAAACCUUCCUUCCCUUAAAUUUGCCUCUCCAUUUAUCUGCCAUUUCCACCAUAACCCCAUAAGAGCAUAACCAUGAAACAACACUCCCUUCCUCUCUUUCUUAUUACAUUUUUCUUCUUCUUAACAAGAAUUUCACUUGUUUUCUCCAUUACUAGUUCAAAUCUUCCUCUACAACUCAUUUCUCUUUUGACAUUAAAGUCCUCUUUCCAUGAUCAACAGAACACCUUCAAUGACUGGGAUCCCACUCUUGCCUUCUCUAGACCAGGUUCUCACAUUUGGUGCUCAUGGUCUGGCAUCAAAUGUGACAAGAAAACUAACCAAAUCACCUCACUUGAUCUUUCAAGGCGCAAUCUUUCUGGUACAAUUCCAUCAGAUAUCAUAAACCUUGUACACCUUCACCACCUGAAUUUGAGUGGAAAUGCUUUUGACGGUCCUCUCCAAACAGUCAUUUUUGAAUUCCCUUUCCUCAAGACUCUUGAUAUUAGUCACAACAACUUUAAUUCAACGUUUCCCUCUGGUGUAUCAAGACUCAAGUCUUUAACACACCUAAAUGCUUAUAGUAACAAUUUUACCGGCCCUUUGCCGGAAGAAGUUGUUCAGCUCCCCAAUCUUGAGUACCUUAACUUUGGUGGAAGCUAUUUCAUAGGUGAAAUUCCGAAAAGUUAUGGUGGCUUAACAAAGCUGAAGUUUUUGCACUUGUCUGGAAAUUGUUUGACUGGUCCUGUUUUGCCUGAGUUGGGUUUCUUGAAACAACUUGAACAUAUGGAGAUUGGUUACCAGAACUUCACUGGUUUUGUCCCUGAUGAAUUUUCUUUUUUGUCAAAUUUAAACUAUCUUGAUAUCUCCCAAGCAAGCCUUUCUGGUAAUCUUCCUGUUGGGCUAGGCAACUUGACAAAGCUUGAAACUCUGCUUCUAUUCAAGAACCACUUGUUUGGUCCAAUUCCGCUGUCUUUUGCCAAAUUGACAUCGCUGAAAUCAUUGGACUUAUCGGACAACAAUCUUUCUGGAACAAUCCCGGAAGGAAUUUCAGGAUUGAAGGAGCUUACCCUCUUGCAUUUGAUGAACAAUAAGUUAACAGGUGAAAUCCCACAAGGCAUUGGUGAGCUUCCUAAUCUUGAAUUAUUGUCUCUAUGGAAUAACUCACUCACUGGGAUUUUACCGCAGAAGUUGGGUUCAAAUGCAAAGCUGCAACAACUUGAUGUUUCUUCAAACAAUCUCUCAGGUCCCAUUCCACCAAAUCUCUGUCUAAGCGAAAACUUAGUUAAACUCAUCAUGUUCUCAAACCAGUUUAUUGGUGAGCUCCCUUCUUCCUUAGCAAAUUGCACUGCAUUGGUCCGGUGUAGAAUUCAAAACAACAGACUCAACGGUUCAAUACCAUUAGGCUUUGGUUUUUUGCCGAAUUUAUCCUACUUGGACUUGAGUAAAAAUAAUUUCUCUGGUCCAAUUCCAAGUGAUUUUGGGAAUUCCGUUAAAGUGGAUUAUUUGAACAUAUCGGAGAAUUCAUUCAACAGUGAGUUGCCAGAUAAUAUCUGGAGUUCGCUAACUCUGCAAAUCUUUUCAGCCAGUUAUAGUGGCCUUGUCGGGAAUAUCCCAAACUUCAAAGGGUGUCGAGCUUUCUACACCAUCGAGCUGGAAGGAAACAAUCUUACAGGAAGCAUUCCAUGGGAUAUUGAGCAUUGUGAGAAGCUCGUUUGCAUGAAUUUUCGACGAAAUUUGCUCACGGGUAUCAUUCCGUGGGAAAUAUCUGCAAUUCCUUCAAUAUCAGAGGUUGAUUUGUCUCACAAUUUUCUCACUGGAACCAUUCCUUCACAUUUUGCCAAUUCCAGUACAUUAGAAAGCUUCAAUGUAUCCUACAAUCAGCUCACUGGUCCAGUGCCUUCUUCAGGCUCAAUUUUCUCCAGCCUACAUUCUUCCAACUUCAUCGGCAACGAAGGCCUAUGUGGUACUGUACUUCAAAAGCCUUGCAGGACCGACGGACUCGAAGCAGGAGCAAUGGAAGUUAAGCCACAGCCCAAAAAGACAGCCGGCGCAAUUGUCUGGAUUAUGGCAGCAGCAUUCGGUAUCGGGUUGUUCGUACUUAUCGCUGGCAGCCGAUGUUUCCAGGCAAAUUACAGUCGUCGAUUUUCAGCUGACAGAGAAGUUGGCCCGUGGAAAUUAACCGCAUUUCAGAGAUUGAACUUCACGGCGCAUGAUGUACUGGAGUGCUUGACAAUGACAGACAAGAUCCUCGGAAUGGGUUCAACAGGGACAGUGUACAAGGCCGAAAUGCCUGGUGGUGAAACCAUAGCGGUGAAAAAGCUAUGGGGAAAACACAAGGAGGCAAUCAGGCAAAGGCGAGGCGUCUUAGCUGAGGUUGAUGUGUUAGGCAACGUGAGGCACAGGAACAUCGUGAGAUUGUUAGGCUGUUGCAACAACAAUGAGUGCACGAUGUUGCUGUAUGAGUACAUGCCCAAUGGUAGUCUAGACGAUUUGUUGCAUGGUAAGAACAAGGAUGCUAAUUUGGUGGCUGAUUGGCUUACUAGGUACAAAAUUGCACUUGGGGUGGCUCAUGGAAUUUGCUAUCUUCAUCAUGAUUGUGAUCCUGUUAUUGUUCAUCGUGAUCUUAAGCCUAGUAAUAUUCUUCUAGACGGUGAAUUGGAGGCUAGAGUGGCUGAUUUUGGUGUUGCCAAGUUGAUUCAGUGUGACGAAUCUAUGUCGGUGAUUGCUGGAUCUUAUGGCUACAUUGCACCUGAAUAUGCAUACACAUUGCAAGUUGACGAGAAGAGUGACAUUUACAGCUACGGAGUUGUGUUAAUGGAGAUUUUAUCAGGGAAAAGAUCGGUGGAACCAGAAUUUGGCGAUGGAAAUAGCAUUGUGGAUUGGGUUAAGUCCAAGAUCAAGAUUAAAAAUGGCAUAAAUGAUGUGUUGGAUAAAAGUGCUGGCGCUUCAUGUAUUUCGGUGAAGGAGGAAAUGAUGUUGUUGCUGAGGGUCGCAUUGCUCUGCACUAGCCGGAACCCGGCAGACAGGCCGUCGAUGAGGGAUGUUAUAUCUAUGUUGCAAGAGGCUAAGCCCAAGAGGAAGUUGCCUGGUACAGUGGGUGCGGGUGAGAAUGCAAUUGCUGCAAUUCCUUUGGCUCAAAAGGCAUCCGUGGAGUGUUGAUAUAAUAGGAGAUAUGGGUUUGUUUUGGUUUUCUAGUUAAUGAAUAGUGGGGGAGAUUGGUAUAGGAGAAGUUAAUAGUUAUCUUUGUUAAUUUUUUGCCUAAUAGGAAAUUCCCGAGUGUUGUCAUUCCAAUGUUCUGAGACAUUAGAUUGAAACUAUGAAAUGGGCUUCUUUUCAAAGGGUGCAUUUGUGUUUUUAAAGAUUCAUGCGUCUGAAUCCGAAUGCACGGCUGAAUGAUUAAGAUGUUGUCUCAAGAUCUGAAAAUUGAAUGAUAAGAUUGUUUGUUUUUCAA